This is a messenger RNA of Babesia microti strain RI, 1953 nucleotides long. Its product is annotated as 2'5'-phosphodiesterase 12. The record is from RefSeq and is a predicted model, not a curated record. Gene Ontology annotation, biological process: nuclear-transcribed mRNA catabolic process, deadenylation-dependent decay. The coding region runs from base 1 to 1953 and encodes 650 amino acids. NCBI's taxonomy places the organism in Eukaryota, Apicomplexa, Aconoidasida, Piroplasmida, Babesiidae. The transcript has a single exon. Gene Ontology annotation, molecular function: 3'-5'-RNA exonuclease activity. Gene Ontology annotation, cellular component: mitochondrion.
AUGCUAAGCUUACUACUAUUCAUACCAUCUAUCACUUCUCAAUUCAGACACUUUCCCCCUAAAAGAUAUGUAAAGUUAAGAAUUGUACCAAAAUACGACUGUAUGUAUAAAAAUAUUUAUUUGUUAUCCAAAACAAUCGACUAUACUACAAUUGGAUCCCCAUUCCGCAUGUAUUCAACCAAAAUGGACGCAGGUACAACUUCUGUUGCUUCAAUUCCACCGGGAGAUAAUAUUAUAACAAUCAAUCUGAAUUACAAUGGCAAUGUAAUCAUUCUCAAUCGGUCUAAGUCUGAGCUUUUACGCAAUACCUUAAACAGACUUCAUAUAUCUAUACUUAAAACACUUGAUAAAGGCAAGAGUGGAAACAAUAAGUUGAAAAUAUCUCUUUCAGAUAUUUCAUUAUUAGAUGACAAUUGUAAUCAAAUUGAUAUGGAUACCCCAAUUGUUGAUGCCCUUUUAUCUGCAAAAUAUUUUUCCAUAAUAUCAUCUAAAAUACCGAUAGUUGUUACAGAGCCAUUUCUUAAAAAUUUAAAAUUACAUCUAAAACCAUUAAUUGGAUCUCCAAUUUUACCAAAUUUUGAAUUAGAAUCGUGGGCACAAAUAGAUGAUUUAGAAUUCGAAUGGUUGAACCAAAAAAAUGGCGAUACAACAUCGAUUGUUCAUAAAUCUGACCAUCCUACAUUUAAUGUAAGUAAUGGAUUGACUGGCGAAUUGGCAGUAAAGAUUUAUAAAAAAGGAAGUGCUGUGGGUUAUACUACGAAUUACUUACCUAUAAAUAAAUUCGAUUACAUCCCCUGGCAAUGUGAAAGGAUAGCAAAAUUGGGAAUUAAGGAUCCAAAGAAUGUAAGAGUGAUAUCAUUUAAUAUUCUUGCACCAAUAUAUUUAACAUCUUACGAAUCAAUUUCAACGUUCUUCCCUUACUGUGACCCAGAAGCCCUUAGCGUAUCGCAUAGAAUUCCACUGAUUUUAAGAGAACUCACUCUUUUACAACCUGAUAUCGCGUGCUUGCAAGAAGUUUCGCAGAACGUGUAUACGGAUUAUCUCAAGAAAGGAUUGAAGGGAUAUGAUGGAUGGUUUAAAGUUAAGUCAGGGAAUGUUUAUGAGGGCUGUGCUUGUUUAUACAAUAAAGAUAGAUUUGUACUGAUAGAAAAACUCGAUUUAAACUUUAACUCUCUUAUGAGAACACAUUAUUAUUCUUCCAUGGCUAAGCAGAUACUUAAAGGCUGGCCCGAUAUAUCAUUUGACAACUACCACACGAUAUACCAAAUAGGACUAUUGCGUGAAAAAUGCAAUAAUGGCAAAUGGGUUAUUGUUGGUAAUUCGCACUUCUUUUAUCACCCCCAUGCAAAGCAUAUCCGAUUCAUUCAAGCAUUAGUGUUCAUUUCACAACUGGAAAUUUUUGAGGAACUGACUAUUGAUAAAUAUAAAAUAUCAGAAUCAUCACUAAAGAUGUUUGUCUGUGGAGAUUUAAACUCGAAGCCUGAGGAAUCAGUUUAUGAAUUGUUCACAAAAGGAUUCGCGCCUAGUGACCAUCCUGAUAUAUGCAUUAGAAAAUAUAAAAUUAAUCCGUCACAUUCCAAUCUACCAUUACAUUUCGGCCCGCCUAUCGACUUAUCAUCCAGCGUACAGACAGCUGAUGGAAUUACAAUUCCGUCAGAAACGACGUAUCCAAUGGGCAAGUUGGAACCCAAUAUAAUAUCAACACGUAAAUCAACAUUUUCAAGUGUCUACAAAGGAAUUGGCACUGAGGGCAGUGGAGUAGAAUUGGAAUUUAGUAACAUAGUUGAAACUUUUGAUGGAUUACUUGAUUACAUUUUCUAUAAAAAUUCAAAAUUUGUAAAAGCUUUGGAAGGAAUUAGUAAAAGUGAAGGAAGGAAGGACAGGGGACUGCCUUCACUAGUUUAUCCAUCAGACCACAUAUCUAUAGGCGCAGAUUUUGACAUAGACAAUUAA